Molecule: messenger RNA, 2362 nt
Organism: Somion occarium
Lineage: Eukaryota; Fungi; Basidiomycota; Agaricomycetes; Polyporales; Cerrenaceae
Source: the annotation of a GenBank genome assembly
UCAUCGCAACUACCAUUUCCGACAAAAGACUUCAUGAUCAAACAACUUUCGAGCGUAAAAACUCGAGAUCCGAGGCAACAUGAUAGUAAACCUGACGUUUUAUUGACUUUUGGGACUCAAUUCUAGGUCACGAUAAUGCCUCGUGCAACGGACCGGAGAAUCGUACCGCGUUCUGCAUCAAUGCAUCAGCUUUCCUUCCGAGUUCCAUGUUCUAGACGAAAUCCGUGCUGCAGCUCCUCUCCAUUUCCCCUUCUCUUCUCACUCCCAUGGCCUCCCACACAACUACUGACACUGUGGCAGGGUCUCAAAAGCAGUCGGGACCACCGACUAGCAUUCCCCAGAUCCGCAUCGGUGAUAAUGAGAGUGCUGUGUCUUCCAGCAUUGACUUGUCGCUUAGUAAAGGCAUUGGCACCGAGUCUGCACUGGAAGUUGACUCGGCAGAUCAAGCAGUCUUACCACCUCCACCUACAUCAGAACGUAUUCGCAGACGGUCUGAGCUUCACCGAUCAAAACCAGCGAUCGAGUCUGAAGCUUUCGAACUUCCGGUCCUCCCAGAGCAUAUUAAAGCACACAGUGAUGUUCACGGUCGUGCUACAGGCUCUGUUUUCACCACCCAGGCGCCUGUAGUCUGGGCUCCUUCGGAAGAUAUUGAACUUGCUUCGAGACUCCCUAGCACUACUGCUUCAUCCGUUCGGAUCGGGGAAGAUACAAGCUCCACCGCUCCAGUAUUGUCUCCCGCCGAAAGGGCUAGGAACAAAUUUAGAUCCCGCCUUCACUUUGCUGCCUUGGCUUUCUCUAUGUUCCUGGAGGGGUGGAAUGACGGCUCGACCGGACCUCUUUUGCCAACCAUUCAACGGUCAUAUAACAUUGGUUUCGCUAUUGUGUCUCUAUUAUUCGUCUUCAACUGCCUCGGAUUCAUAAGUGGUGCUAUGGCUAAUGUUUACCUCGACGAACGGGUUGGGUUUGGAAAAGUACUUGUCAUAGGCUCUAUCUUUCAGCUUGCCGCCUACGCCAUGCUCGGUCCAGGGGGUCCUUUCCCCAUCAUGUGUGCGGCUUUCGGACUGGCCGGGUUCGGUAUCUCGCUUCAGAAUGCUCAAGCCAAUGGUUUUGUCGGCAGCCUUAAGGGCGCACAAACCAAAUUUGGUUUACUUCAUGGCUCUUACGGCCUGGGUGCAUUCGUGGCUCCUUUGGUAGCCACGCACUUCGCAACGACACGUCAUUGGUCGUUCCACUAUCUAAUCUCUGCUGCCAUAGGUGUCUUUAACACCGCUAUGUUGUGGUUCGUAUUUCGACUCAGGAAGCAAGAUGAUGUGCUCGCUGAAGCUGGACAAGCUGCUGUCGAAGCUGACAGCACUAGGGAGAGCAAGUAUCGACAAAUACUUGGCAUCAAGACCGUCCAUUUCCUAUCGAUCUUCGCUCUCAUUUACGUUGGGGUUGAGGUAACCUUGGGAGGUUGGAUUGUGACGUUCGUCCAACAGAAGCGAGACGGCGGAGCAUCAGCUGGAUAUAUUUCCUCCGGGUUCUUUGGUGGCCUUAUGCUCGGACGGCUCACAUUGAUGUGGUUGAACCAAAAGAUCGGUGAACGCCGCAUCAUGUUCAUCUACGCCUUACUUGCAAUCCAGUAUAUAUUCUUGUUCUUCCGUAUAUCCCUACACUAUAUGUUAACAUUUUUUGUAGGCUGGAAGUCACAGUCUGGGUUGUUCCCUCGUUGGUCGAAAACGCCCUAGCAGUGUCUCUCAUUGGACUCCUUCUCGGGCCCAUGUAUCCAAUCCUGAUGAGCUAUUGUACUCAAGUUCUGCCCAAAUGGCUCCUCACAGGCUGCGUCGGGUGGAUCGGUGGCUUCGGUCAAGCGGGAUCUGCAGUCUUGCCCUUCAUGACAGGUCUAUUGGCAUCCAAGUUUGGGAUUGGGUCGUUGCAGCCUCUUAUUGUUUCGAUGAUGUCUACUUUGAUUGUCAUUUGGGCUUUCGUACCCAGAGUCCGCCGUGUCGAUUGAGGUAGCCGUAUUCGUUCCUCUUCGUUAACAUUCUGUUUCUUCUGGGCCGGUGCCGCCAUUAGAUUGUUGUUUCUCCACUUAUAUCCCUAUCUUGCCGUUUUUCCGUAUUCAUCUUUUGUCCUGUAUUCUUGUGUCUAAAGAGUAUUCACCCAUCCUCCUUAUGUCCUCAUUUUCUUUCUCUACUCCAUUUACAUAGACGAAUUUCCCUCAUCACGACGAUCUCCUCAAAGCUUGUGUAUCAGUAAAGAGCACAAACUCUCAAUGUAAAUACAACACCCAAUAGAUAGACGCAUUACAUGCACAUUGUACAUCCUUCCUGUCCUGUUCACACAAUUUCACUCUGCCUUCAUGCGCAUAGCCGCAGUCAUC